AGUAAUUACAUUUAUUUCAUUUGACUAACGGAUGAUUCACAAAUCUGUUUUGAACUGAACAUUUAUUUCAAUUUGCAAACUCACGUAUUGGGGGAUUGUAACUUAAGUGUCUGUAAAACUGUUUGUGGAUAUAAACUUCAAUUUUUAUUUGGUGGAACAUAAGAUAGGAGCCAAGUGGAAAACAAUGUUCUUUGUGUUUGUAAUCUGCAUACAGAUGCCUACUAUUCCAAGUGUUAGCAUUGCAACUCAGUUCUAUUGUGCAGCAGAUAACGUGUGCAUUGUUAAUGACUGGAAAUGCGAUGAGGUGCACGACUGCUCAGAUGGCAGUGACGAAAACAACUGCAUUGUCAACCAACCAUGUGAUGGAGACAUGUUCACCUGCGCAAAUGGGCAGUGUAUCUCCAAGGAAUGGAGUCUGACGGCGAUGCUGAUUGUAUAGACGGUUCUGAUGAACACGAUUGUGCCGCCAAAGCAUGUGGUGCUGAGCAAUUUAAAUGUAAUGACGACAGUGGCUGUAUUGACCAAUCCUGGCGCUGUGACGGUGACUUUGACUGCUCGGACAGUAGUGACGAGAAUAACUGCACGGUCUCUGGGCAUACUGGCACGGGUGUUGAGGUCUGUAACGUCAACACUGACUUUAAGUGUGUCAACUCUGGCGAAUGUAUCCAUAAGUCCUGGCAAUGUGACGGUGAUUCAGACUGUACUGACAGCUCGGACGAAGGGAACGAAUCAAAUUGUGUUUACAAUUGCACUGAGAACCAUUUCAAGUGUUCCAACAAUGUGUGCAUUUCCGAAACCUUGCAUUGCGACCACACUAACGACUGUUCGGACGGGUCGGACGAACAGAACUGCAAAGUCGGCUGUGCUGGUAAUUUUUAUGGGCCUAAUUGCAAUAUGACGUGCCCAAAAACUUGCAACACCAUUACGACCGGGCCUUCGUGUCACGCUGAAAACGGAACGUGCCUUGCGGGGUGUCUGAACGGAUUCCACGACCAAACAUGUUCUGAUGUGUGCCAACACUGUGUGAACAAUACAUGCCAAAAGGAUGACGGGGUCUGCGUUCACGGAUGCAUACUGGGAUAUAGACUCGACGUGUCUGUCCAAAAAUGCGUAUAUGGUAAUGUAAAUAUACGUAUCCGUCAUAUAGGUGUUAUUGCACGCUAUUUUGAUUGGUUAUUUUCUAUUUCUUUUAAUUGUUUGACUUUAGACCAUACGAAAUGCGGCGAUAAGUUUUGGGACUCCUAUAAAAGCAGUUCCCGAUGCUACCUACGAGACGUGUCGGGAACCUUAGCAUUAAAUGUCUGUUGUCACAAAGUGUUUGUGAAUAACAUCUGCGAUUGCCAUAAGGUGGAAAUAAAGGCACACGCUAUGUGGAGUACAGUUGUGUUUGUGUAUGUCAUCUGCAUUCAGAUACCUACUACAUUUAGUGCUGACCCAAAUUGUGAUGGAGACAUGUUUAACUGCGGCGAUGGGCAGUGUAUCUCCAAAGAAUGGCAGUGUGAUGGAGCUGGAGAUUGUCUGGACGAUUCUGAUGAACACAAUUGUGACGGCUUUAACGAUUGCACUGAGAACGAGUUCAGAUGUUCCAACAAUUUGUGCAUUGCCAAGAUCUUGCAUUGUGACCACAAUAACGACUGUACGGAUGGGUCGGACGAACAGAAUUGCCAAGUCGAUGUUGACGACUAUAAUGAAUACGGCCAUUGCAAUGAACAUUGUGACACAUGCGAUAUGGGGGGAAAUUGUAAAAUGUGCAAAGAAGGGUGGUUUGGCGAGGCAGACGAAGUGAGCGGUGAGUUUGCAUUGAUAUGUGACCAAACCUGCCCAGCAACUUGUAAAUUUGGCCACUGUGAUGGGCAUACAGGAUACUGCAAAGACGGCUGUAAGCAUGGAUACUAUGGUAAGAGAUGUGAAGACAACUGCAAACAGAUAUGUGUUUAUGAGGAUUGUGAUUUAUUUGGUAAUUGCACGAUUGGGUGUAAAGCUGGUACAUUUGGGCCAAAAUGUGCUGAAUAUUGCCCACAAAGAUGUAAGGACAAAUUAUGCGAUGUCGUAAAUGGUUCGUGUUCCAAAGGAUGUGCUGAUAACUUUUAUGGAUCUCAUUGCAAUAUAACGUGCCCGAAAACUUGCAACACCGUUGCGGUCGGGCCUUCGUGUCAUGCUGAAAGCGGAUCGUGCCUUGCGGGGUGUUUGAAUGGAUUCUAUGGCGAAAGAUGUAGCGAUGUGUGCCAACACUGUGUGAACAACACAUGUCAAAAAGAUGACGGGGUCUGUGUUCAUGGAUGCAUAAUGGGAUAUAGACUCGACGUUUACGCCCGAACAUGCCUAUAUGGUUUACAAGACAACAAUGUCGACAAAAUGGCGCAAACAGCCAAACCAUUACCUGUAUAUGCCGUAGUAGCAAUUGCUGUCGGUUGUGUUGUUUUAGUGGUGAUUGUCGUAAUAAUGAUCAUCCGUCGCUAUAGAAGAAGAAAUACGUCAAGAAGUUCUGAAAUGCUCGGAGGAAUUCCCAUGGAAGCAGUGGCAAAUGCUACCUACGAGACCUGUCAGGAACCAUGUAAGAACAAAACUGACAGAAUUUACACCACUACUGAUGGUUCAGAGGAAGUAGGUGUUGGACGAGGCGACGAUCUCGCGUAUAAGUUUAACGGGAAGGCUUAUUUGAAAAACUCUCUCCCGAAGGAGAAAAAGACGAUGAAAUAUAAAAGAAGCAAUGAUUUGAUAGGCAAUGACAAACAUCAAUCAAAUUAUGAAACACCUGCACCUGCAUUUGAUGAGACAGGCUACAUCUCACCAAUUGCAGAAUUAUUCCAUGGCGAUGACGGUUACGAAGUACCCUCGCCAUCGACCUCAGGAAGAAAUGCCGUGGAUGAGAACGACACGAACAUUUACUCAGAGCCGGACGAUCCGCCAUACUCGCAACCUGAUCUGGGCUACAACCUGGAAUCUGAAGAUGAACGUGUCUCGGAUAGUGGGUAUCGAGGGCGACCCGACCGUAUGGGUACCCAGCGCGCACCUCAUCAUGGCUGGCAAUUCAAAGCCUUGGCUUACAACUGGGCCGACCAAACCUUGUACUGGAGUGAAGCAACGAACAGAAAAAUUCAGGGUCUUAAACUGAACGGCAGCACCGAGACGAAGACCCUAUUCAUGGGAACGUCCAGCAUGGUGGAGGGGCUGGCGGUCGACUGGAUCUCCAACAACAUUUACUGGGCGGACUCCCUCUACGACUGGAUCAUGAUGGUAUCCAUGUAUGCAAAGCCCGGCUACAAGAUCGUCGUCAGGGACGGGCUUACCGGCCCCAGCGGCGUUGUCGUCCAUCCAGAGAAAGGCUAUCUUUUUUGGACCGACACCGGAGCUUACUCGAAAAUCGAAGUUUCGGAUUUGUUCGGACAAAACCGCCAAGUGAUCGUCGAUACGGACAUUUGGCAUCCGCGGGGAAUAACCAUUGACUUCACAGACGACACCCUAUACUGGGUGGACAGUAAGAAGAACACGGUCGAGUGCGCAGGCUUCAACGGAAAAAAACGAAGAGUUGUCGCCCAUCAGGCGGGAACCAUCUUCUUUGGAAUAGCCGUAUACGACAAAUACGUAUUCGUGACUGAGCAGAUGCAGGGUCAUCUCCGCGUGUACGACAAGCUGUCCGGAAACAACGAGAUCAACUACCAGCUCGGAUACGUUCCCGACGGAAUUGUUAUGUAUGACGAGACAAGACAGUCGGGAAACAACUCGGCGUGUGACGCCAAAGAGUUUGCCCAGAUCUGCAUUAACGACCCCUUAGCCGGCCAAAUGUGCAGGUGCGGUGAGAAACACCGGCUAGCGAAGGACGAAGUGUCAUGUUUAGUGAAGUCUGGUUUCACUAUUCCCAGUUACAUGUACGGGAUAGGGGACGCCAUAUGUCAGUAUCCGGUCAAUCUGCCGGACAUGUCGCUGACCAACGUUUCUCUGGAGUCGCAGUGCUUUCAGCCUAAGAGGAGUGGAGGAUAUUACGGCCUUGCGUUCAACGCACGAACGCACGAGCUGUUCUACACAGAGAACAUCACAGGAAGUAUUGGAAUAAUUAACACCGACAACGAUUUGGGUGAUACAAUAAUUAAAGGAGUUUAUGAUGUUCAGGCAAUGGUACUAGAUUGGGAAACUGGAAACCUGUUCUGGACGGAUCGAACGUACAACCACAUCUCGAUGGCCAGAAGCGAUGGCAUGUACCCCACUGUCGUCAUUUCCGGUCUGGAUCAGACGAUGGAAAUCGCCGUACACCCCGAACGAGGAUUGUUGUUUUGGACGGAACAAAAUUCUACGAAGGGCAUAUUUGUCGCCAGUAUGGACGGGUCCAAUAAGCGUGUAUUGGUAAACCAGGACGAAGUGGGCACGCCCAAUCACCUUUAUUUGGACUAUUUCGCUGAUAGAUUAUAUUGGGCGGACUCCGGUUUGUAUUCCGUGAAGUACGUGGAGCUCAAUAACUCGCAGGUCUUCACCAUAUAUGACAGCGUCGAGACGAUGGCAACCUUCAACGGAAUAAGCUUUUAUAAGGACUAUUUGAUAUGGACAGACAAAGACGACGUGAAGAACGGAAUUUACGCCGCCCGGCCAGACAAGCAGGAGAAGGUGCGCGGAAUCCUGCAUCCGGUUUCCGGGCUCGCUUCACAACUGAACACGUUCAACAUCAACUUCCAACCAGAAAUGACAAGCGCAUGCGCUGACAACGGCUUCUGUGAGCAUAUAUGCAUUCCAACCUCGAACGAGACGUACAUAUGCGCAUGUGGAGUGGGUUAUACAUUGGAUGACAACUUACGAACAUGCUCAUCGUAUGUCAAGUUCGACAACUACGUUGUAGCAGUGGAUUCUUUCCAAAAACAGAUCUAUCAAAUCGACCUGACGUACGGUGACGUCAGCGCUAUCCCGCUGUCGCAGUCGUACAAGGGAGUGGCCCUUGAUAUCCACAAGGUGACCGGGCGUCUGUAUUGGACUGACAACUCGAUGGGCGUCAUUGUUACGUCAAAUAUUGACGGCAGCGACGAAACAAUAUUUCGCAAACUUCCAAACGAUUCCAUUUCGGAUGGGUUAGCCGUUGAUCACGUUAUCCAGCUGUUAUUUUACACAUGCACACAUUAUGACGUCAUCAUGGUGACGUCACUCUCAAAUCCCGCCAUCUAUCGGACAAUUGUGAACGAGAGUUUAGACGAGCCGCGAGACAUCAUUGUGAAUCCGAGACUGGGAAACAUCGAACGUGCCUCGUUCUGUCAAAACGAGGAUUAA
Molecule: messenger RNA, 5250 nt
Organism: Dreissena polymorpha
Lineage: Eukaryota; Metazoa; Mollusca; Bivalvia; Myida; Dreissenidae
Product: low-density lipoprotein receptor-related protein 4-like
Exons: 33
Coding region: 409-5250 (1613 amino acids)
Molecular function (GO): protein binding
Source: RefSeq, a predicted model, not a curated record